Diplodia corticola is the source of this 1203-nucleotide messenger RNA. RefSeq lists its product as uncharacterized. Bases 1 to 1203 code for a protein of 400 amino acids. Lineage: Eukaryota; Fungi; Ascomycota; Dothideomycetes; Botryosphaeriales; Botryosphaeriaceae. The record is from RefSeq and is a predicted model, not a curated record. The transcript has a single exon.
AUGGCGAGCGACGGCGUCACCGGCGCCGCCAAUGUCAGCAUGCCGAUCCUCAUGACCAUGGCCGGCUUCCUCGCCAUCUCCUUCUACAACGUCGUCGAGCUCUUCGUCAUCAUCUUCACCACCUUCAAGCAGCGCCACGGCCUGUACUUCUGGUCCUUCAUCGUCGCCACCGCCGGCAUCGCCCCGCACGCCCUGGGCUUCGUGCUCAAGUUCUUCGGUGUGGUGCCCGACUCGCUCUGGUGGCUGCCCGUCGCGCUCGUCGCCGUCGGCUUCCCGGCCAUGGUGACGGGCCAGUCGGCGGUGCUGUACUCGCGGCUGCACCUGGUCAUGCACGACGAGCGCAAGCUGCGCUGCGUGCUGGCGCUGGUGGUGUUCGACGGCGUGGUCAUGAGCGCGCCGCUGAUCGCCCUCGCCUUCGGCGCCAACUCGCCGCACCCGGCGCCCUUCCUGCGCGCCUUCACCGCGUGGGACAAGGUGCAGAUCGCCGUCUUCGCCGCGCAGGAGAUUGCCAUCUCGGUGCUGUACAUACACGCGACGGCGCAGCUGCUGCGGCCCCAGGAGGCCGGCCCGGACUCGGCCAGCGGCCGCGCGCUGCGCCGCAUCCUCGUCCACCUCGUCGUCGUCAACGCCGUCGUGCUCGCCUUCGACGUCACCCUGCUCGGCGUCCAGUACUCGAACCAGUACGAGAUCCAGACGACGUACAAGGGCGCCGUCUACAGCAUCAAGCUGAAGCUCGAGUUCUCCGUCCUGAACAACCUCAUCGGCGUCAUCAAGGACAAGGACCUGUCGUUUGGCGGCAGGGGGAGCUCCAGCCUGGCCGCCCCGUCGAGGAAUCGGUUCGACACGUUUACGUUCAACAAUCGGAGGAGCAGGGGGUCGUCGGCCGAGGAAGGGGUUUUUUCGCGGAUCGGGGAUGGGGAUGGGGCAAAGGGGGGUGGUGGACGCGGCGUGACGAGGGAUAGUUUGGUGAUUGAAAGCGUCAAGUAUGUGGGGGAUGAUGCUACGUCGGAGCGGUUGAGGACGGGGAGCACGGCGACGGCGGCGACGGCGGCGACGGGGAGGCUUGGUGGUGGAGGUAAUGGCACCAGCAUUGGGAUUGCGUUCCAGCCGACGCAGCCGCUGAGGUCGCCCGAGGCGGAGGUGGAGCUGGUCACGUUGGAGUCGGGGCGCAUUGUGCCGAGGAGUUCGAUACCAAUAUCAUGA